UAGAAAUACGAAUACUUCUACGUACAGAUCGAGCUUCCCUAUAUAAAGGGACGGUGUGUGACCAUUUUUACUCGUGCUUGAAAAAAGAGUAAUUAAGAACUCAUUAAGUUCAUUCUUGUUCAAUUCAUUGCUCCUAUAGUAUAAUUUACAUAAUUAAUAUUUAGUUAUCUUAAAAUUCAGAAAUGACCAAUUACUUGGAUUUUGCCUUUGGCCUUCUAGGAAACAUUGUCUCCUUCAUGGUUUUCCUCGCACCACUGCCGACAUUUCACCAAAUCUACAAGAGAAAAUCGAGCGAAGGGUUCCAAUCGGUACCGUACGUGGUUGGUUUGUUCAGUGCUAUGCUGUGGAUAUAUUAUGCUUUGCUCAAACCAGACACAACCCUUCUUAUUACCAUCAACUCAGUUGGCUGUUUCAUUCAGACAACCUACAUUUGUUUCUACCUCUUUUACGCGCCAAAAUCUGCUAGGUUGCAAACUCUGGCUCUCGUUUUUCUACUAAAUGUCGUUGGCAUGGGCCUAAUAGUUGUGCUUACUCAAUUCGUUGCAAAAGGCUAUAACCGAGCGGCUAUUGUUGGAUGGAUUUGCCUCGUUUUCUCUUUGUGUGUAUUUAUUGCGCCUUUAUGUGUCGUGAGACAAGUCGUACGAACAAAGAGCGUUGAAUACAUGCCGUUUCUUCUUUCUUUCUUCCUUACCCUAAGUGCGGUUAUGUGGUUCUUCUAUGGCUUAAUUCGCAAAGACUAUAACAUUGCUAUUCCGAAUGUUCUAGGUUUUAUCUUUGGAGUGAUCCAAAUGAUGCUAUACGUAAUGUACAAGAACACGAAAAAAGUGGUCGAAGAAAAGCUUCAAGAAAUACAAAUGGAAGAUCACCACAAAAUCCCCGAGCAGAUUAUUGAUGUUGAGAAGCUAAGUGCCGUUGUUUGUUCGGAGAUAAUUAAUAAUCCUGUUUUCGUCCCUCGACUAAACGGUGCAGAGAUGGCCAAGCCUGAAAUUGAAACCCUCAUAAUUUCUAGCUACCUAGAAAAACAUCCAAGAAAUGGAAGUUGAUCAAAGGUAUCUUAUUUAGCUUAAUUAAUUAAUUUGCUAAUAAAAUUAAUUAUAUUUAUGUUGUCUUAAAGUAUGUUAUGUUUUCUCAGCUUAAGUUUGAAGUGUACUUGUUGUUGUAUGAGUGUAAUAAUAAUUGCAAGUGUAAUUUAUCG
Erythranthe guttata (spotted monkey flower) is the source of this 1195-nucleotide messenger RNA. RefSeq names its product bidirectional sugar transporter SWEET14. Gene Ontology annotation, molecular function: sugar transmembrane transporter activity. Lineage: Eukaryota; Viridiplantae; Streptophyta; Magnoliopsida; Lamiales; Phrymaceae. Gene Ontology annotation, biological process: carbohydrate transport. Gene Ontology annotation, cellular component: membrane. The record is from RefSeq and is a predicted model, not a curated record.